AAACUAGCCUCGGUAAACUGGUGGUAAUAUUUCACUAUCGUACAGAACAUUAGUUAUGCAGUAAUAGAAGGCUGCAGGCGCGUAACGGUCUUUACCGCGCGUAAAUCCGGUUUAUAAAUAAAAUUUAAUUAAACCAUAUUAGGGCAUAACGUUUUUAUUGUAAAUAUAUUUUUAUCGAUCAAAACGAAACGCAAUAUAUUUUUUUAAUUUCCGUCGUGAGUGCAAUACGGAAAAAGUGCUAUUUGAAAAAAAAUAGAUUUUGACAUUGACAGGUCUAACAAAAUGAAAAUAUUUACGUGACGUGACGUCCGGAUUUAAAAAUUUAUCGUAUUUUUUGAUGAAACUAAAUAAAUAUUAUUGCUAUGUGAAACACAUUAAAUAAUGUGACAAAAAAUCAAUGGUGCUGUGUAAAAUAAGGAUUCCUAAAUAGAUUGAAAUGGAUGAAAGUAUGCCCUAACUACAUAUAAAUAAGAAACAAAAUAGCAUAGCAACAAUGUGAGACACAAAAUAUAUAGAAUUUAGGGCCAGUAUUAGAUAUUUAAGUAUGAAGUUUAGUCGCACAUUUAUUUAAGAUUCGAAAACUACGAAACGAACACUGACGAUACUUGAUGGUUUACAUGGACGAUAUUGAGGGCGCGGGGCGCCGAGGCGUCAUGCUGCCAACAUCUAUGGAGGCCUGCCCGCCACCGAUUCAGCUGGAACCUGUGGACCUGAGUCUCAAACGACCGGCCACGCCCAGGAGACGAACGAGAUCUAGUAACGCAUACGAAACAUCAUCGAAAACAGACAUAAAAGAUGAAUCUUUUAAUUUAUCAUAUGGGUCAAAUCACGAAAUGACUAGAAUCAAACUCGGACCUGACCUCCGCAGCGCAAGGAAAAUAAAGACACCGAUACAUAAAUACAAACCAGAGCGGGAGCCGCAAAUGCGCGCCAAUACGUCACUGCAACUGUCAAACGAAACGUCACUAUUGCCGCCAUUACUACAGUUCCCGCUGCCACAGAUAAACCAGAACAUUUCGAAUUUGGAACUUAAAAGUUUCCUCUUAAAUACAGCGCUACAAAACGCAUUAACUGACUCGUUGAAUCAAUACACGCAGAGUGCAUUUACGAAGACCGUUUCGGAGGAGAAAGAGUUUGAUGAUAAGAAGCGGCGGUUGCAUAAAUGCGAUGUGUUAGGGUGUAGUAAAGUGUACACGAAGAGUUCGCACUUGAAGGCACAUAAGCGGACGCAUACGGGUGAAAAGCCGUACAUCUGCAGUUGGGCGGGCUGCGGCUGGCGGUUCGCCCGUUCCGACGAAUUGACAAGACAUACACGCAAACACACAGGCCAUAGACCGUUCACUUGUCCACUAUGUAGACGAGCAUUCGCUAGAUCUGACCAUUUGGGCUUACAUAUGCGUAGGCAUUGAUGCGCAUAUGCGUAGAUUCAAUAAUAAACAAGACAUACACAUAAAAAACAUACAUGACACAGGCCGUAGAACAUUUACUUGGCUAUUGUGAUAUUCGAUAAAUCUCAUCUGGACUUGCAUAUGCGUAGACAUUGAUGCGCAUAUGCGUAGAUUCAAUAAUAAACAAGACAUUCACACAAUAACACAUGCUAUAGACUAUAGACCAUUCACUUGUCCAUUAUGUAGACGGGCAUUCGCUAGAUCUGACCAUCUGGGCUUGCAUAUGCGUAGGCAUUGAUGCGCAUAUGCGUAGAUUCAAUCAUAAACAAGACAUACAUACAAACACACAGGUCAUAGACCGUUUACUUGUCCAUUAUGUAGACGAGCAUUCGCUAGAUCUGACCAUCUGGGCUUGCAUAUGCGUAAGCAUUGAUGCGCAUAUGCGUAGAUUCAAUAAUAAACAAGACACACACAAUCACACAUGCUAUAGACUAUAGACCAUUUACUUGUCUAUUAUGUAGACGGGCAUUCGCUAGAUCUGACCAUCUGGGCUUGCAUAUGCGUAGGCAUUGAUGCGCAUAUGCGUAGAUCAUAAACAUGUGUACAUCUUAAUCUAUACACAUGCGUACAUCGCGUAUUUUGAAGUUUAUUUUCGAUAUUUCUUCAUGAAUAUUUAGAAUACUACGGGCGGUCACAUGCGCAUGAGCGACAUUGACACAGUGUAUUAUUACUUACUGAAACUUUGAAAGUGUUCACAUUUAAUAUUGUUUAUUUCAUUAUUUUUAUAAUAUAAGUAACUAUUGUAAAAGUUGAUAUUAAUAAGGCCAGUAUAAAA
Colias croceus (clouded yellow) is the source of this 2223-nucleotide messenger RNA. RefSeq names its product Krueppel-like factor luna. Bases 609 to 1409 code for a protein of 266 amino acids. The record is from RefSeq and is a predicted model, not a curated record. Gene Ontology annotation, biological process: regulation of transcription by RNA polymerase II. Lineage: Eukaryota; Metazoa; Arthropoda; Insecta; Lepidoptera; Pieridae. Gene Ontology annotation, molecular function: DNA-binding transcription factor activity, RNA polymerase II-specific; RNA polymerase II cis-regulatory region sequence-specific DNA binding. The transcript has 9 exons.